Messenger RNA from Botrytis deweyae, 2205 nucleotides. RefSeq lists its product as uncharacterized. The record is from RefSeq and is a predicted model, not a curated record. Lineage: Eukaryota; Fungi; Ascomycota; Leotiomycetes; Helotiales; Sclerotiniaceae. Gene Ontology annotation, molecular function: DNA binding. The transcript has 3 exons. Bases 1 to 2205 code for a protein of 734 amino acids.
AUGCCUAAAGACAGCCAACACAUCGUCUUUCUCAACAACUACUACAACAGUCUCGUCAAUCCCGACAUUUUGACGGAGCCAACUAAACAGACUGCGAUUCGAUGCAACGCAGCACACAUCCCACCAACAACUCCAGGUGUUGAUGGUGUCGAUUCGCAGAUUGUCGGAAGACAUAUCAGCGAAUGUCGAAGACGCGCUCGUAAUCAACCUCGAGCCGAACGCAACCAGGCGUGGCAAGUAGACAUUCUCGAAGUAGCCUACCGCCAGAGUCAUUAUCCAUCCGCAGGACAGCGGAUGAUAUUGAUGUCACAAACCAAUUUGAGUUACAGGAAGAUCAAGAAUUGGUUCGAACAAAAGGCGAAGAUGCUGAGGAAAGCAGGCGGAGGUCCUGUCGUUCCACAUCCCGGCAGCAAUAAAUACUCAACCAAGAUGUGGAGGGAAUAUUUUGCAGAUCCUGUUGGAUAUGUUCAGAAGUUGAGGAACGGCGAGAUCGACUUGGUGACUGGUGAGGCUAUUGGUCAAGCGGUAAACAACUUACCUAAUGCACCGGCAAAUGGCCCCACAAAUAACAUGAGCGGUAAUCCUGAUCUAGGAGCCUUGGCACCUAACUCGAACAUUGGUCCCGCGCCUUCUCAUCAACCUGAACAUCAACAUGGUCAAGGUGAACUUCCUGAGAUGCAACUACAGGGGUACAAUCAAAUGAGCCAACAUGGGCAAUACGACAACUCGAGUGUGCAGGCACCUCCGCAAAGCCAGGUGCCUCAACAAGCACAAUAUGGGCCCCAGCCAAUGUCCAUAUAUACUCAGGCCCAAGAUCUGAUGUACACCAUGCCGUCAGCCCAGUCCAUGAACUCGGGCAUCAGUAGUUACGCAGCGGGGCGAAGCUACGAAGUGAGUAGAGCUCAACCGGCACCUCAACAGACAGCUCAUCCAGGAGCAUAUACCACCGACACCAUCUCUCAAGGUGCAGCACCCGCGGUAUUCGAUGGCAUUAAGCAAGCCGUCACAGACCAAUACAGCCAUGGCAUGCCUGCAAAUUUCCAAUCCGGCAUUACAUACGAUCCGUUCGCCGACCAGGACGAUGAAGAACUUGAGUAUGAGGGUCAAAAUGGACCUUUUUAUCCGCCUGUUCCUCAACAUCAUGCGAGGCAAUAUAUCCCAGCAUAUCCUCAAGUCCCAGAGAGUCCGGUUGGACAAUUGCUUGGUGGGACUUUCACCCAGUCUGAAGGACCUACUCGAAAGAGAAAGUCGGCCCCCGAGGACGACCAAUUAAAUCAGGGCCCGUAUUCCAUUCAUUUGAGAAAGCGACCUCGUCAAACCUCCGAUUCUCGAUCUUUUGCUCCAUCAACAACAGGAAACUUUGCUGGAGCUGCAGGUAAAAUGGAAGAUACCAGAGAGCCAGCUAAGAGAUCAAAUCCUUUGAGACCGGUUCAAAAGACUCGUCGACGACCAGUGGCUGGCCAGUUCCCGAAUCGAAAAAUUUCCUGGAAUGGGACUGAUGACUCCAUGAAUUCAUCGUUCGACCGCACUGGCGCAAAAUGGUCUCCUCAUCCACCCUCAAGGCUAAAUAUCUGCCAUAGCAGUCCUUCUGAGGAAGAUAAAGCUGAAAUAGGAGCGACAUCUCCUAAUAUCCGAACUCCCAACAUCCGAACUCCUGAAGUCCGAGACGUGGACUCCGAAGCACAACAUCUCGACCCUCUAUUUUUCGGUUCUAGGCAAGACGUUCGCAACAAUGGGAUGGAACAAAGUUCUGGACAGUUGCCUGCCCCCUUCAAGCCACCUAUGCCAGAAAGUGCGAAAAACAUGGCGCAGGGCGUAGUGGUUACCCAACACCAUGCCACGACCAACAGCGCAGAUCCUGCAGCAGCACAAGAUAAUGCAGCUCGCCACCUAGGCGCUUCUAGUCCCAGAACUCAAAAUAUAUCUGGUAGCCUAGACGGAAAUUGGGAAGCAGAUUUGGAAGUCCAAGGGUUCCAACAACAACAAGAUUCUGCCUUCCCACAAGGAGAAGCUCAGGAGAUUGAGUCGUCAGCUCAGAUACCUACAGAGGGCAACGAAAGCCUCGAGGACAUGCUUGCUGUGCCAGACAUGAAUGCCCUAGAGCAGGCAUUUCUGUACAACGGGGAGUUUGACUACUCGGCUUUCCUGGGCAACGACGGCCUUUUCGAGGAUUGGGAUCCACCCAAUCUCGAUGGUGACAAUUGA